GUUGGUUUAUUAGCUGCAAGCGGGAGGGAAACAUGUUGAGAGGAUUUCUAGCAGUGUAGCUCUGCGUCUGGAUGGGUAAUUAGGGCUGUCUGUGGUUUUAGACGGCUGGAAUAGUCCUUAAAAUGAGAAAAGACGCAGAAACUCUAGGAAACACUCGUAAAGGACCUCGGAUUACAGCAAUACCGCUGGCCCCAUUUUGCACCUUUUCUCUAUGCGACUCCAAUGAAGCCCUCUCAUUAUCUUAACAGAUUUUAUCCCCCUCCUCCCAGUAGAAUGUUGCCUUUUCCAAGUCCUGAACGGCCCAACAGGAACAUUCCGUGUCCACCAUGGCCGCCUUAUCCACCUCCGGGACCAAUAUUUUCACCAGGGUUUGUUCCAAGAACCCCACCUGGAAUGGGUCCUUCAGGAAAUAGGUUCCAAUUCAUUCCAAUUGACAGUCCAGCUCCUCAUCCUCACCAAAACUAUUCACCGCCAGGGUUUUUCUUACCUGGAUAUGCGCCAAUCAUCUCACCCAACAGGUAUACUCCAGCUCCCAGGCCUCCCAGUGUCUUUCCCCCUGCAUCUCCUCAAUUCAUGACGGAUUUUAACUACCCACCACCUUCCAACAUCAGAAGAGAUGAAACGACUGAAUCCAGGAUCAAUUCGCCAUGCUCAGGAAGUCAAAAUGCAACGCCACAAAGCCAAGAAUCAAACAAGGACCAACAACAUCAAAGAACACCUUCAAGGGGAAACUUAAUAACAGUGGACUUGAAUUCCUCCUCUCAGAAGAGGUGCAGGGAGUCUGAGGACCGUGACAACGGCGCUAAGAAACUGUGCCAUCUGGCUAUAAACUCUGUCAAAGCACAGACACCAACACCCACUCCUAGCAACUCGGCCAGCACUUCCCUGCUGUCUCAGCCGUCAGCGAGGCACUCGUCAGUCCUGGAACUAUCUCCCAAAACCACAGGAAGCCAUCCGGGUGCAGAACCAGCAUUGAAACCCACCCAGUCCUCCUGCGCAUCCCUGUCACCCAAACGUUGUAUACCAAGACGACCACAAAUGGGGGCCAAGCAAGCCUAUUUCAAAUCCAUCCCAAAGCACGCUUUAACAAUAAAGUUAAGAUCACUGUCAGCAGAAGAAAGACAGAUGAAAAGGAGCGAGGAAAAUGACAAACAGAAUAUAUCGAGCCCUUUGUUAUCCUCUGAGGUUCCCCAGGAGGACACUGUUGGCUCUUCCCAUGUUCAGUUAGGCAGUCACCACUCUGCUGAUACUCACCGUAGUUCCUCAGUCUUACCGGUCAAGCCCCUGAGCAAAUGUGAUGACGUGGAGAAGAGCGGAAAGUCUGAGUGUAACACUUCCAAACCAGCGUCAAAAACAGAUUCAGGCUCUCUUAGCACAGUAGAACGGAACAACCGCCUGCAAAGACCUGUUGCACACCCUUCUGAUAUAGGUACGCUUUUCACUCCUGAUCCCUCGAUCCAUGGAAAGACUUCAAAACCAAAGAUGGAUGGGAUCAAAUCCACCACCUCGGAGAAAAGCUCUUCAUCCAGCACUGUGACCAGCUCCACUACUCCUCUUACUGGAUCCUCGUCUUGCAAAGUGGGUCCACCUCAGGCAGUUGACCCCAAAGUCUCCUACUUGUCCUUGUCACAUAACUCAAACAUAACCAUGCCAACUGUAACGUUAGAGCGGGUAAACCUCGAAAGCCUGAAAUCUAUUUUUUAUAGAGCCAGUGAACCUAAAGACGGCUCCAUCACUUCUUCAGGCUGGGAGCUUAAGGAUCAGAGUUUAAAAUCUGAUGAGAAACAUAAAAAUAUCACCCCCCCCAACGUGAGACCAAGCACUUCAGAGACUUGCACCACAACUUCUACACCUCAUCCACUCCCAGAGAGGCGGCCGAGUGAAGGACAUAGAAAGUUGAUGAAUAAAGAGGAUCCCAUAGACGGCGAGCUGGACAACAGCAGUGAGGAUGAGCAUCUUCUUUCGCUUCAGGAGAUAAUGGCGCCGGUUUCCAUGCCUCCUGAUACACCAUCGAAGGGAGCCUUCUCAGAGCCUAGUACACCUAAGCAUAACAGCUGCAAGUCAACAAAUCAACCAUUAGCAGCGGGCACGUUGUCAGCCAUCUACAAGAACAGCCUUGACCAGAUGCUGGAAGAAAUAAGCAUCAAUCAAAGAGGAAAACAAAGCAGGACACAAGUUCUUAUAGAAUGUAAAGAGGACCUAUUGGAAGUAGCCGAAUAUGAGGAGGCCGAGGAGAAUCGUGACGUGGCCAUCUCCACUGAGCAACAGAAAUUCCUGCAACGCUACUCUCUGAUGUCCACGGUUUUUAGGGAAGUACCUCCGGGGAAAACCAUCUUCAAUCUGGAGAAGUUUGGCCGGAUCUUCAACCAGGAGGAUCUGCAGCUUAGGCGAUGCAUGGUCAAUCCUCAGGGGACGGCACAGAAAACACUUCUCUGGUCCAGCCCUGUUCAACUGAGACUGCACUUGAACAUUGAAUUGUUCCAGGAAGCUUACGAUGGUUGCUCACCCUGUCCAACUCAGGUUUCCAGUUUCCUGUUCAAGAUGAUGUCCGUCCAUAGGGAGAGGAUAGUAUCUGAAAAGAUACUAAAGACCCUAUGUGACCUUGCCCAGACUACUGCUUAUCAGAUAGUGAAAAAUGGAAACCAGCAGUUUGAAGUGUGGGUGCCCAGUUUGGCUGAUCUGGUGCUGGUCCUGAUGAAUAUGGGGGUUGAGUUUGUUUCUCUCUUCCCUUUCGAGCAUCUACAGCCUCCAUUCACAGAGGGAGAUUUGCGGGAGGACAUCCGGAUCCAAAGUGAGAGUCCCUCCAGUAACGAGGUACAGAGCAACUUCCCUGAACACAACUGCAACAACAUCUUGAAGUACCUGUCUUACUGUAUGGGUCUGUGUCUGCGGGCAUACAGCGACGAUGAGCUGCUGUUGCUGCUGAUUAUGAUGGGGAGGGUGGGCCUGGACCCUCGGCUCGUCCUCGAGUCCAGUGUGGAACUUUGCGCUCUACAGUUCCAUAUUGUAAACAACAUCAAGGACUGGGACACCAUGCUGCCCAAAAUCUGUGUGGCCCUCACUGAUGUGACAGACGACCACCAUAACAUGUGCUACUUGGUUAAACUGCUGCCGGACAACGCACGUGGAAAGCAACUGCGUCGACAUCUGAGCGUGUGCAUGAUAUCUAAACUGCUGAACGGAAGUUGCACCUACAGACCAAAGGGAAAGGAGUUUCAGCUCUCUGAACUGAGGAACUACCUGCCCCAAAUGCAACCCUCCAACCUUCUCCAAGGCCUGCUGAACUCCUCCAGCAGGAGCCAAAAGGAUCAAGAAGAUGAAGACGUGACAAACCUAGAUCACCAGGCCUACUACAUCUGCUAUAGUCUGCUGACCUUGGCAGAUGAAGCCUCCAAUAUUCAGUUCUUCCUAGCUCCUCAAAAGAAACAGCUACUGUUUCUGUGCUCUGAGUUGGAAACGCAUGUCAAGUGUGACAUCAGAGAGAACGAGAAGUGUCUUUACCGGAGCAAGGUAAAGGACCUGGUGGCCAGGAUCUACACCAGGUGGCAGUUGCUCCUUCAGAGGACCAGGCCUCUCCAUGGUAAAUUGUAUGACUAUUGGCAGCCUGUGGAUACAGUGAUGAGGACCCAAAAAGAGCAGGAGACGGACGUCAGUGAUAAUGAAGAGCCUGUGAUGGAGAAGGAUGAAGAGGAGUAGGACAACGAUGACACUGAAGAGGUUGUAAUUUUAUCUCGGGACGAGGAGAAGGAAGAGUGACACAAACCUGAAGGUGGUCGUCAUAGAUUCACAAGAAAUCUAGGAAGACAAAGGAGGAAGUGACCCUAAGUUGAACUAAGACAUGUCUGAGAUGAAAACCUGGAACGUUCUGAGGUGGAGACUGAUUCUGGUUAAGACCACUUCCUCGACCAUUAUUGAUUUUGUACCUACAGAAAUUGAAAAUAAAACUGCAGUAGGCAUUUUUCACAGCAGACAUGUCAGAAUAGGAGAAAAUAAGAAAAAUAACAAUAUCUCUAUUCAAAUGUCCCAGUAAGUCAUAAUGGUGUUACUGAAACUGAGGAAGCUAAAUGGAAUUCAGCCAUUAUUUAUUUUAAUAUUUACACCUUUCCUUCAUAACUGACAUGUUGAAAUGUCUUCUGUGAAAAUGGCUGAUUACUGGUUUUGUGUUUAUUUUACCGUUGUGAGCAUUUUGUAAAAAUAUUGUUUUAACUAUGGAAAAAUAUCUUUUUUAUGUCUGUUGCCAAAAAAGAAAAUAAACAGUUUACAUGUUUGAAAA
Molecule: messenger RNA, 4273 nt
Organism: Eleginops maclovinus (Patagonian blennie)
Lineage: Eukaryota; Metazoa; Chordata; Actinopteri; Perciformes; Eleginopidae
Gene: slf2
Product: SMC5-SMC6 complex localization factor 2
Exons: 19
Coding region: 223-3696 (1157 amino acids)
Source: RefSeq, a predicted model, not a curated record